Cydia strobilella is the source of this 1536-nucleotide messenger RNA. RefSeq names its product zinc finger protein 501-like. NCBI's taxonomy places the organism in Eukaryota, Metazoa, Arthropoda, Insecta, Lepidoptera, Tortricidae. Bases 128 to 1435 code for a protein of 435 amino acids. Gene Ontology annotation, molecular function: RNA polymerase II cis-regulatory region sequence-specific DNA binding; DNA-binding transcription factor activity. The transcript is spliced from 3 exons. The record is from RefSeq and is a predicted model, not a curated record. Gene Ontology annotation, biological process: regulation of transcription by RNA polymerase II.
UUUGUAUUAUUUGUACUGUUUAUUGGUUUAUUACUUGUUCCGUGCUUUAAUUCCUUAUUCUAUAGUUAAAUAUCAAUUCAAUGUUUAUGUUUUUUCGAAUAAUUUGAACGAACAUUAGUGUUUCAAGAUGGAAUCAUGGUUCGUGAAAGUAGAACCUUUUUGUGCGGACGAUUUAACGCAAAUGGCUCCUGCAGGGCACAUUGAAUCUACAGCCCCAGCAGCGGACAACAUGCAUGACAUUGAGCUGGCGGUUGUGGUGAAAGAAGAGCCUCAAGAAGUGAACAUAGAGUUUGAGGACCCGAGGGAGGCAAUAGGGGUAGGAGAGAGAGAGGGUGUUCAGCCUCGUGAAGGUGCCAUGCGGCCUGAAGAACAGGUAAACGAUGAGAAAACUACUUACGAGUGUGACACUUGCGAAGCCUUGUUCAGUCACAGACGUAGUCUAAUCCGUCAUCUACGCCGCAGCCACAACCUGCUUGUCGAACAAGACCCUUUACAUCACAUUGGGGCCAAAUCAUAUGCCUGCGAAAUAUGCGCGAAGGUUUUCAAGCAUCCAAGCAAAUUAAAAGAGCACUUGCAAAUACAUUCCGCCGAGAAACAUUUCGUAUGCCAGAUUUGCCACGCGCAGUUCGCAACGUCGAGGUAUUUAACGAAACACGAGCGAAUCCAUCCUGAAAAAAACCCAUACGGUUGCAAUAUAUGCAAAAAGCGCUUUAAUACUGGAAGCUCUUUAAAGAAACAUGAGCGGAUGCACGCGGGAGUUAAACCGUAUUUUUGUGAAAUAUGUCAAAUAGAAUUCUCGCAUAUGAGCACUUUAGUAGCGCAUGAACGGAUUCAUAAUGGGGAGAAAGCAUAUAAGUGCGAUAUGUGCGAGAUGUUGUUUCCUUCAUUAAGCUCUUUGCAUAAACAUAAACGAUGUCACAAGGAGAAACUAUCCUGCAGUGUUUGCGAAAAAAACUUUAUACAUUUGCGGAAUUUGGAGGAACAUUCACGAAUACACACUGGGGAAAAGCCUUACGAGUGUGACGUGUGUAAAAAGGAAUUUACACAACUAGUUUACUUAAGGAGACAUAAACGUACUCAUACCGAAGAUAGACCGCAUGUUUGCGGCAUAUGUCAUUUAAAGUUCAGAGAAUUAAGUAAUUUAAAGAAACAUGAACAGAUUCAUACUGGGGUGAAGCCGUUCCAAUGUGGAUUUUGCAAAAGAUUGUUCAGAGCAUCGAGCAGUUUAAAGAAUCAUAUUAGAACACACACUGGUGAAAAACCAUACAGCUGUGGCACAUGUAAUAAGAACUUUAGGGUAUUUAGUAACUUGAAGAAACAUGAAAGAGUUCACACUGGUGAAAGACCAUAUUCGUGCGAGAUAUGUCAGCAGGAUUUCGCAGACUCCUGUCACUUGAGAAGGCAUGAAAAAAUUCAUAAUGCAGAAACGAGGUAGUUUGAUGUUAUGUGUACUGAAUAUUUAAUUUUACUGAAUAGAAACAUUAUAUAUUUAGCAAUAAUAAUAUUCAUCUGUGGAAUAAAAAUGUAGUAAAGCAA